AUGACGUCGUCUGCGAACCAGCAGAACUCGGUCUCGGCUACGAACAAUACUGCGACUGCGGUUCCUUCUUAUGCCUCUGCUGCAGGUGUAUUGAAGAAGUCUGCAUCUCAGUCGCCAGCUGUCAUAACUGGCUCCCAACCCCCUGUGGUCGUUGGAUCUUCGGCGUCGCCCGCGCAGAAUGCAAAGCCCGCCUCAACUUCUUCUCUGAACGGCAAAUCCGCCGUCACUCCCGCAAUUCCAGCUGUCGCUCGAGGCAGCUCGGCCUCCAACGGUAACCACACUCGACAGAGCUCCGUCACCAUGGCGGCAAACGGCCCCAACAGCUAUAUAUCCAACGGCGGUCCCGUCGGUGGUGCAAAGUCUGGCAUUCAGUUCGGUUUCGAUUCACCUGCCAUGGCUCAUAGCACUCCCCAGACCGGAUCAUCCGCCCCUAUCCCAAUCCCUGGCGGCAACGCUCGAGUUCCCUCCCCAGCGCACUCUCCAUCCCCGAUCCCACAGCCAUCCGCAAGUGGUGGACGUCCUCCCUCCGGCCUUCAACAACCAGCCAGUCAGAUGACUUUUGGAAGUCUUAGUAGCGAUGGCGAGCGCCACAUGAGACAAGGCUCGGUUCCUCCCAACCCUGUUACGCUCGGGGGUCAGCAGCCUGGCGCUCACUUCCGACGAGAAUCCAACCACUCUGUCCAGAGCGAUCAUGCCGGACGUGGUAACUUUACACCCCAAGCCGGUCGCGGUCGAGGUUUCAACCCUCACAGCAGCUCAUACAACAACCAGAUGGGCUACCCGCCUAACAACCAGUUCCGAAACGGACAAGGCCGUGGCAUGGCUCCUUCGUUCCAACCGUCACCCCGAAACAUGUACCCCAACUCGCCUCAGCCAAAUCGCAGCCCUCUGCUUGUGCCAUCGAUGCCUGGAACGCCCAAUAUGCCUCCUGCCAACAUGCAGCCGAACAUGUCCAUGCAGACCCCUCCCCAGUACCAUUACGCGCCCCCGAUGCCGCCCCAACAUCAACAAGUACAACUCCCCUUUUAUUCUUUGUCAAUCAAAGCCCAACCUUUCAAGCCCUUCAAGAAAGUCAAGUCCCAUCGUGAGAGCGACAGACUUCAUCACCAACCUGGACGCCGGUCUGAUUCUGUUCGUGAACUGUGCAAUAAUGAUUCCAACCAGCCGAAUCGCCGUUCGAAUAGACGGGGAGAUCAUUCUUCGACUGAACAUGACCUGGACAGCACACUUGCAGUUUCUGACGACGCCAGGAGAAAACCCCUUCAACAAACCUCCCCUCCUAAUGCCAUCAACUCAACCGCAUCAGCCUCUCUUGAUAUGUCACCAGGAAAUUAUGAACAUCUUUUGCUAACUAUGAAACGUCAGAACUUUGGCUUCCCGCCUCAACAAUUAGACCAGUAUGGUCGCCCGUAUGGCUACAAUAUGCCAUACAUGCCCCCCCCACAAGCUAACUCUCCAGGCUACAACCAGACCUUUGUCCCUCCACCUUACCAACAACCAGUUCACAGCAUGUCGAGGACGCCCUCGCAGCCUGAGAGACCUUCAAGUGCCAACCAACAGGCCCCAGCUGUUGCCAUGGGAUCAAGCAACAAAUCAACGACGCCCGCUCAGACCAAUUCAGCAUUUGUCAAGCCAAAGAAGGGUGCCGCUAUCCCCAUCAAGUCCCUCAGCGGCGAGGUUCUCGAUACCACCAGCUUCAAGGUUCCUCUGUCCCCAGCCCUUGGCAUCCAGCAUACCAAGACGCCUCCUGUUGCAGCCUCUACGCCUACACCACCACCAAAGUCAUCUACCCCAGGCCACUCCCGCACUGAUAGCGCCGCAGCCCCCAAGACGGCUAAGCAGAUCCAGGAUGAGCUCAAGGAAAAGAUUAAGCAGGCCACUCUGGCCUCCAAGAACAAGGAGGAAAAGCCUGCAGCACCAGCCAGCCCGGCUCCAGAGCCUACCCCCGAGGCCCCCAAGAAGGAAGCAGAGGCACCCGCAAAGCCCACGCCAGCACCCGCCGCUGCUGACGUGCCUAAGAAGGAGGAGCCCGUGCAGGAGAAGGAGCCAGAAAAGCCAUCUGCCCCAGCCCAGGAAACCCCGGAGGAAGAGAUGGAGCGUAUCAUCCGUGAGAUGGAGGAGGCUGAUGCCAAACGUGAAGCUGAGGAGGAGGCUCAUCGCGUCAAGCGAGAGGCCGAGAAGGCUGCCGAGAAGCAAAAGGCCGAAGAAAACCGAAAGGCAAAUGCUGCAGACGAGGACAAGAAGCUUCGCGACCAAGAGCGUGAGAUGGAAAGGCUUGAGGAGGAAAAGGAGAAGAAACGCCAGGAGGCAGAGAAGUCCGGCAAGGCAUUUUCAGUCGCAGAUGCCUUGGCAGGAAAGGCUGCUCCCAAGGAGGCCGAAGGCUCCAAGGUUGAUGCCGUCACAGACAAGCUCGCCAGCAUGAAGCUGGCUGGCGAGAAGGGCGAUGCGAAGCCCACCACCGCCGAAAAACGUGGUGCGAAGCCCGCUGCUCUCAACCUGGCACCUCUGAUCACCAAGCCUGUGGAACCUCCUCAACCCAGUGCUGCUCUCCAAUCCCUCAAAUCUGCACGCUUUUUGCAGAUCAUGGAUCAGGAGAUCUACCCAGCCGGCAUUCGGUCCCCCAACCCAGCUCUCAAUGCUGCUGUGGCAAAGAAGGGGAAGACAUUCAAGUAUGACGCUAACUUCCUCAUGCAAUUCCAGAAGGUCUUCACCGAACAACCUUCACUAGAAUUCCACCAGCAAGUCAAGUCUCUGAUCGGGGACAAUGAUGGCAGUCGUUCUGCCUCUGGCCGCGGGGCUCAAACCCCAGGCUCCGGAAGACAAUCUUCUCGUGGAGGUGGAGGCGGCUUUAACAUGGGCGCUUUCAAUGCUCCCAUGCGCCCAGCAGGCUCUACAUCAGCAGAGCGAUUCCAGCAAGCUAGCGUGGGUCGAGGAUCAAUCACUCCUAUGAAUUCUUUCCAACGCCCUGGAGGUGCAUUCCCUAUGUCAUCAGGCAUGGGAUCACGCACACCUUCUCAAGGUAGUGGCAUGGGCCCCUCUUCAGGUUCUCGAACUGGCAGUCGAGCGAACCGUAACAGCCGACGCCCACAAGACCAGUCUGCCAAGGAUGCUAAGACCAUGCCUCUCACAGCUGGUCAGGAGGUCAAGCCUAUUGCCGUAACUUCGACUGGUUGGAAGCCAACCAGCAUUGGACGGGGCGCCGCAGGAGGAGGAGCCGCAUCCUCAUCUACUCAUCUUGACCCUGAGAUGGUCCAGAGAAAGGUCAAGGCUGCCCUCAACAAGAUGACUCCGGAUAACUUUGAAAAGAUCUCCGACCAAAUUCUUGUUAUUGCUUCUCAGUCUAAGGAUGAGACCGAUGGCCGAACUCUGCGCCAAGUCAUCCAACUGACCUUUGAGAAGGCUACUGACGAAGCCCACUGGGCCUCGAUGUACGCCAAGUUUUGCAAGAAGAUGCUUGAAACAAUGAAUCCUGAAAUUCACGACGAGCGCAUCAAGGACAAGAAUGGCAACGUUGUUAGCGGUGGCAACCUGUUCCGCAAGUACCUUCUCAACCGAUGCCAAGAAGAGUUCGAACGUGGCUGGCAAGUCAAUCUUCCUGAACCUAAGGAGUCUGAGGAGAACAAAAAGCCAGGCGAGGCUGUCAUGCUUUCAGAUGAAUACUACACGGCUGCUGCUGCCAAGCGAAGAGGUCUCGGUCUCGUGCAAUUCAUUGGUGAAUUGUACAAGCUUGGUAUGCUUACUGAGCGCAUUAUGCUCGAGUGCGUGCACAAGCUCGUGGACCAUAAGGGGGUUCCAGACGAGGCCGAGAUCGAGUCACUAUCCAAGUUGCUGCGCACUAUUGGAGCCAACCUGGAUAGGUCUGAAAAGGGCCGCCCAAUGAUGGAUGUUUAUUUCGAUCGUAUUCAACAGAUGGUUGACUCUCCCGAUCUGGCCAGCCGAAUGAAGUUCAUGCUCAUGGAUGUUUUGGAUCUCCGUAAAUCCAACUGGCACUCCAAGGAGACUAACAAGGGCCCAAAGACGUUGGAGGAGGUCCGUGCAGAGGCCGAGGCUGCUCAAGCUGCAAAGGCUCAGGAGAACGCAAGGAGCAACCAGCGCGGUGGAGGUGGUCGUCCGGCCAUGGGCCGCGGUGACGCACGAAACUUCUCUACCGGAAAUUUCCAACAGAAUAGCAACCAGGUCAUCGGAGACGACCUGAGACGCCUCAAGGGUUCCGCCAACCGGUCAUCAAGCGGAAAUGUGACCCUCGGUCCCACAUCGAUGUUCUCUUCACGCAGCAAUAGCGGCCGACGAAUGGGUCCUGGCGGAGCGCUGGGUAGGCCAGGUGAAGACUCUGGAGCAUCGUCUCGAACGGGAACCCCCCCGGUUCGGGAAAACUCAUCUUCAAAUGCAUUCAGUUUGCUUGCGAACAUGGAUAACGAUCACCCGGCUUCGCCUCCGUCAACUGCCGUCUCACCAGCGAUCUCGAAAGCUGUCCCUGCUGGCGACAAGAAGGAUGGCGAGUAA
Molecule: messenger RNA, 4503 nt
Organism: Clonostachys rhizophaga
Lineage: Eukaryota; Fungi; Ascomycota; Sordariomycetes; Hypocreales; Bionectriaceae
Source: the annotation of a GenBank genome assembly